CUUGAUCUCCAACUUUCAUCAUCAUCUCGAAUCCUCCUUACCUCACCUUCCUUUUGACGACCACCCGACCAUGUUUCAACGGGAUCCCAGGGCAGGUGCCUUCCUCGGUGGAGAUCGUGUUUCUGGACAAGAAAUUCGAGAUCAAAAUGUGAUUGCUGCGCAGACGAUAGCAAACAUCGUCAAGACCUCGUUGGGUCCUCUCGGUUUAGAUAAAAUGUUGGUGGACAACAUCGGAGAAGUGACUAUCUCAAACGACGGUGCUACGAUCCUCUCCCUCCUCAGCGUCGAACACCCCGCCGGCCGCAUCUUUGUCGAUCUCGCUCAAAAACAAGACAAAGAAGUCGGCGAUGGCACCACUUCCGUCGUGAUCAUUGCUGCGGAGCUCCUGCGCAGGGCGAACGAGUUGGUGAAAGCCAAGAUUCACCCGACGACGAUUAUUACGGGGUAUAGGCUUGCAUGUAGGGAGGCUGUCAAGUUUAUGCAAGAUCAGUUGAGCAUCAAGGUGGACGCGCUUGGGAGGGAUGCAUUGAUCAAUGUGGCCAAGACGUCGAUGUCGAGCAAGAUUAUUGGCAACGACGACGACUUUUUCGCGCCUAUGGCGGUGGACGCGAUGCAAGCCGUGAAGACGAUCAACCUGCGAGGAGAUAUCAAGUACCCAGUCAAGGCUGUUAACAUCUUGAAGGCUCACGGUAAAAGCGCACGCGAAUCCGUCUUUGUUUCUGGAUACGCCUUGAACUGCACGGUGGCCAGUCAAGCUAUGAAGAAGCGAAUCACGAACGCGAAGAUCGCUUGCUUGGACAUCAACCUCCAUAAAGCCCGUAUGCAACUUGGUGUGCAAAUCCUGGUGGAUGAUCCCGAGCAGUUGGAGGAUAUCCGACGAAGGGAAUCUGAGAUCACUUUGGAGCGGAUUCGCAAGAUACUGGCUACCGGAGCCAAUGUUAUCCUCACGACCAAGGGUAUCGACGAUCUCUGCCUGAAGGAGUUUGUCGAGGCAGGUGCGAUGGCCGUCCGUCGUUGUCGCAAGGAAGACCUCCGCCGUAUCGCGAAAGCCACCGGUGGACAGCUCAUCUCCAGUCUUGCCAACUUGGAGGGUGAAGAAACGUUCGAGGCGAGCUAUUUGGGUACUGCCGACGAAGUGAUUCAGGAGCGCAUUGCGGACGACGAACUCAUCCUGAUCAAGGGUACCAAAGUAGUCAGCUCGGCAUCGAUCAUUCUCCGAGGUGCCAACGAAUCGAUGUUGGAUGAGAUGGAAAGGUCGUUGCAUGACACUCUUUCUAUCAUCAAGCGAACGCUCGAAAGCGGCGCCGUGGUGCCCGGAGGUGGUGCGGUUGAGUCGGCUCUGAGUGUUUAUCUUGAAAACUUUGCUACCAGUUUGGGUUCGAGAGAGCAAUUGGCCAUUGCUGAAUUUGCUUCGGCUUUGUUGUCGAUUCCAAAGACUUUGGCCGUGAACGCGGCUAAAGAUUCUACGGAGCUCGUUGCGAAACUCCGUUCGUAUCACAAUGCUGCACAAAAGGCUCCUGCUGGGGACCAGAAGAAGGUUUUGCUGCGAUAUGGUCUUGACUUGUUGAAUGGGGAGGUUAGGGACAAUGUCAAUGCCGGUAUCCUCGAGCCGACCAUGAGCAAGGUGAAGAGCUUGAAGUCGGCAUAUGAGGCUGCUGUGUCCCUUCUCCGGAUUGACGAUGCGAUUCAAUGUGUGCCUGACCAACCUGCAGAAGACCCCCACGCACAUUAAAUGUAGAGUAGAUGUAGAAUAUCGAAAUAAUGAAUUGGAUGAGA
Messenger RNA from Coprinopsis cinerea okayama7#130, 1776 nucleotides. RefSeq names its product t-complex protein 1. The record is from RefSeq and is a predicted model, not a curated record. Gene Ontology annotation, cellular component: chaperonin-containing T-complex. Lineage: Eukaryota; Fungi; Basidiomycota; Agaricomycetes; Agaricales; Psathyrellaceae. Gene Ontology annotation, biological process: protein folding. Gene Ontology annotation, molecular function: ATP binding; ATP-dependent protein folding chaperone; ATP hydrolysis activity. Bases 71 to 1732 code for a protein of 553 amino acids. The transcript has 8 exons.